GACGAGGAGAGCCCGCCUCCUCCUCCGCGCCGUUGCCGGGGCAGCCGCUGGCAGUCGCCCCUUUAAGCGUAGCGCGGCAACCGCCGCCGCGUCCGCCCGGCGGGCGGGCAGGACUUCUCCCCAGUGAAGGACAAUCCCUCGCUUGCCGUUUGGGAAGGGGAGAGGCGGUUUCAGGAAUGGCCAGGCUGAAGGAGAAAAAAUGCAUUCUGAAGGGUAACUCCUGCUUCCUGAACUGAGCCCCAAAGAUCUCGCGCUGUGGAGAUGAAGAUGAUAAAUCCAAGGAAAUAAUCCAACUGCUGCCACUGAAAGGUCCUUUGUGUCAACAUGAACAGUCUUUGAGGGGGAAAAAAAAAAUUUGGAAAGCGGUUAAAUCUGAAAAAAAUGGGAGAAAGAGUCAGAAGUCCAGAUUCUGAACACGAGAGGAAAUCGGACGGGGAUAAAAAUAGCGACUCGUAUUAUUCCGAUGAAGAUAAUGCCUCUCGUUCCUCUGGCCCCUCGCCAACACUGAGCUAUCCCUCUACGAGCCACGAAAAAAGAGAUCACAAACCCCAAACUUCAAACAGCCUCGUGCACUACCAAGCCACAAAGAAAUUGGGUUCCAAAUACGCACCCAGCAAGAGAGGGCCGCAGUGGGGCUUCCGCUCCCAGAGCCUCACCAGGGAUUCUCCUGCCAAAGAGAUAGAUCUUGUUACCAAAAGGGUCCUUUCUGCCAGGCUGCUGAAAAUCAACGAGCUCCGAAACGAACUGACCGAACUCCACAUCAAACUGGACGAGGUGCAGAAGGAAAACAGGGCGCUGAAGAGGCUUCAGCACAGGCAGGAGAAAGCCUUGAAUAAGUUUGAAGAUACGGAAAAUGAAAUCUCCCAGCUCCUGGCUCGGCACAACAACGAGAUCCGGAUAUUAAGGGAGCGCCUGAGGAAAUCUCAGGAGAGAGAGCGGGCGGCCGAGAGACGGCUGAAGGAUUCAGAAGAGGAGCUGUACAGAACAAAAACAGUCUUGCAGAAACUGAAAAAGCUCUCUGCAGAUAAGCACCUCGCUGAAAGAGAUGACCUGGCGAAGAAACUGGCCUGUGCGGAGAGCAGGCUGGAGGAGAGCGAGAAAAGAAUUAAGGAUCUGGAAAAAAAUCUUGAAUUAAGCGGUAGCAGUUUUCAACGAGAGUUACAUUCCAAGAAAAAAAAGAUGUACGAGGCUCAAGAGGAAAAGAGAGUUCUCCAAGAAGAGCUUAAUCAACUCACUCAGAAGCUGAAGGAAAAAGAAAGAGAACUUGAAGCAAAAAAUAUAUAUGCUAAUCGCAUGUUGAAGCUGUCCCCGAGAAAAGAUGUGGAUAUUAUCCAAAGAAAAAGAGCCAACAACCAAAAUAUUAAAAAAGGAGCCCAGCUCACAAAAGCUGUCCAGACCAGUGGAUACUUCUCCCCGGUGGAAUUUCUUCCAGAAGCAGAACAUGUCAGUGGUGAUGCAAUACACAAGAAAGAAGGAAUUCUUCCUAAAAUAGAAAAAGAAACUCAAGACAAAGAACGGAAAGAGCAAGCAGACCUCCUUCGACAAGAGCAAGAGAGGGAAAGGGAAGAGAAAUUGAAACGUUUUCAGGAAAUGCAGGCUUUAGAGGAGAGAGUUCAAAAACUACAGGACGAGUGGGAAAGGGAAGAAUAUGACAAAAUGAAAAAAGAAAGCAGCUUUUUAUUGGAAAAAGAAGAGAAAACCAAGAUGGAGCCAGAAAUCCCCAAAGCUGAAGUAGAGAGAGAAAGCCCUGAAAUGCUGGAAGAGCGGCAAAAAAGAGAGUUCCUCCUUGCUAAAAUGCAAGAAAUUGAUAGAGAAACUCAGAAUGUAACAAACAUGAGACCUGCUUCCCAAACGCCGUCGGUAAAUACAGCAAGAAAAUCCGAUUUGCUGGAGAAAAAAGAAAAAACUACUCAAUUUUUUGAGCUUCCUGGGAGGGUAAGUAACGGAUUUGGGGUAGGGGACAGCAGGGAUGAUGCCACCAGAGCACAGGGGCAGAAGCAGCGGAGCGUAAGGACUGUGGAUUUGAGCAGUGAGUUAACAUUUGGUAGUUACGUACCUUCCUUUGGGAAAGGAUCUGGGAGACCGAGUUGGCUUACCCAAAAAAGUGACAAUUUAGAAGAAAACGUUAAAGAAAACACAGAUUGCAACAGCAAGAAGGAAAAGAAGUCCAAUUUAAUGGAACAGCUCUUUGGAAGCAGUGCCGGUACCAUCCUUCUCUCUAAAAACAACGAUCCAACACCUUUUGAUGUAGAGUGGGACUUGAGAAAUACUGUCCCCCUCGAUAAAAACAGUAAAGUCAAAGGGAAAGAAGAAGGUGAGUUUUUUGGAGAAGGAAGGAACCCAACCCGGCACCGUCCGCAGCACGCUGCGAGCAAGCCAGCAGUGAGGACCCUCGGCUCUUUAGAAGAUGAAAUCGAAGAAGUAAUCUUACACUGAUCAUAUUUUUGUAUCUUUUGUAUGUAAAUACUGAAAAAAAAAAUUAUUUUCCUGUAAUAUUUAUUAGAUACAGAUUUGAAGCAUUUUGGAUAUGUUGUAAAGCCUUAUGAAGGAGUAAUUAUUUCCGUGAGUGGGUGUAUGUCUAGAGGAAAGAUGGGCUUUGAUAGAGCAGCCUAACCCUUGUGCAGGAAACUGCUUCUGAAAGGUCAUGUCCAAAGGCAGAGCUUGGAGACCUGGUGGUGAGUUGUGGCAGGAACACAGGGAAAGGUGUCCCCAGGGACUUGGAGAGAUGAGACAGGCACUGGCUGGACGUUUGAGGGGGAACACUCUUGCCCCAGAAUUACACUUCUCAUGAGGGAGUGUUAUUAUUUCUUGCAGGAUGAGUUGGCCAAGAAAGGUGAGAAGCUUUUAUGUGGCAACCCUGGCAUUCGGGGUGGCUACUUGAUGGGCAUCUCUGGCUGUAGGGAGCGUUGGGGUGGUGUUCCCUGCAGGCUGCUCACAGUUCUCUGCUUUUCAUUUGAAAUACUACUACUAUUUUUUUUUUUGGCCUCAGAUAUUUUCUUUCUCAGGCAUUUGGGGAGCCUCUUAACUGUGUCAGGAGAAGGCACGUGUAGCACCAGUGUGGGGAAGUGGGUAGGAGACACCUGGCACAAGGGCUCGGGGAGAAAGAGAAUAUUCUGCACUGCAAUCAUGUUGUCUCAGAAGAACAUCAACAGAAGCACAACUAACUCAGGAACAGCCAGUCCCUCCUCUGCAUAGGUUUUCUGGAGACCUUACUACCAAAUUUGUCUAACUCUUCUCUUGUAUUUAGAUUAUAUUUAUUACAUAAUGCCAUUUUUUGUAAUUUCUGAAUUUUGUAUGUAAAAUUCCAAUCAUUACUAAGUUGGUUUUUUUUAACAAAAUGGUUUUAUUAAAUGAGUUGAGUAAAUUUUUGUGCGGAGAUCA
Calidris pugnax (ruff) is the source of this 3381-nucleotide messenger RNA. It is a transcript of the gene LCA5, whose product is annotated as Leber congenital amaurosis 5. The coding region runs from base 382 to 2436 and encodes 684 amino acids. The transcript is spliced from 10 exons. Lineage: Eukaryota; Metazoa; Chordata; Aves; Charadriiformes; Scolopacidae. The record is from RefSeq and is a predicted model, not a curated record. Gene Ontology annotation, cellular component: axoneme. Gene Ontology annotation, biological process: intraciliary transport.